AUGAAAGCAAAAACAAAACAAAAUGCGGUUCCCGCAAAAUUGCUCAAAAAUUCUAUAUUUUUACGGAAAAUUCGUGUCAGUCCUGUGUUAAAUAUCGAUAUUCUUAUUUCCAAAGAUGGAAAACUCUUUGAAAUACAAGACGGAGGAGUAAUAAACAAUUGUACCUUGAAAAAAAUCGAUGCAAAAAGCACCUUGGAGUUUCAACUGUUCUUCAACUACCAAAAUUCAUCGAGAAAUGUAUUUUAUUUGAUCAAAUCCGGCAAAUAUUUGAACAUAAUUCAACGAAAAUCAACCCUUGAGCUGUUAACUUGUUAUGAAAACGUACAAAGUAUCAAAAUUUUAUCAAAUUCAGGACAUCCGAGCAUCGAAAUUCGUCUUUUAGACUCAUCAACUAUCGUUACAAACCUCAUUGACGAUGAAAAUCCAACGGAAAAUGCUCCAUUCGAAGAGCCUGAUGAUCAAAUCGUCAAAAAAGCGAAAGAAUUACUUCAUGAGGAAAAAGUAAAAUGCCAAGAAUCGUUCGAUUCGUAUGCGAAUCUUUAUCAAAAUGUAUGUGAUGAACUCAAAACAGCUCCAAAACGGUUAAGAAGUGAAAAUCAAUUGGAAAAAGUCAUUCUCGUACCUUACGCAAACAAUUGGAAACGCGUUCAUAAUGGAAAAUUCAUCUUGGGCCUUCCAAUUCUUAAUGCUACAUCUCAAAGACCAAUAACAGCUUUAAACAUCACAGCAACAGUUUUCUGCGAGGAAAUAACGGAUUUCGAGUACAAUUCUUGUCUUUAUCGAUGUGCUGAGGAUUUUCAUUCUGUGGAAGAAUUGAAACAAAAGUUACAAAAUUUUGAAAAUGAAGAAGAAAAUUACACGGAUCUACAUCGAGAUCCAAAAUUUGAAGAAGAAUGGACCGUUAGUGAAAAUGGAAACUUACAUGGCGAGGAAUCAGGCAUCGUGAUUGUUACUAUGGAUGUCAAAUUAUUACUUGAUAAGGCUGUGAACUUACAAAAAGAUGUUUUUACGUUCAAUUGUUUUGUAAAUUAUCACGUAAAUGACGAGAAAAAUGUUCAACACGAUCUUCAAUUGCACUUUGGUGACGUACAAAUUACACAAAAAGAGCUUUUUUGUACCGAAUUAUGGAUUAAUUUUAAACAAGAAUGUCUAAUUGAUCUUCUUGCAGUAACAACAAGUACAUCAUCUAUUCAUCUGUCAUUCGUUUAUGCUUUUGAUCCCUUUAAAAGAAACAGAAAUUCAGGAUUUUCUUGUAAAAAAUUUUGGAUUCAACUACAUACCUAUAAAAACUUCAGAAAAUUUAAUUGAAACAACAUUUUUUGAAGUUAUACCAAUGAACGAAAGUUUUGUAAGCUCAUCUCUUCUGUACCAAAAUGAAGGAAUUUUAAAAGGAAUGGUUGUUCGUGUGCAAAAAUCAACUUCAACAACGUUCAAUGUCAAAAUUUACGGAAACGAGACUCAAUUGGUGUCUCUUGUGAAGACUUUUGUAUCAGAAUUCGAUGAAAAAUGUAAAAUUACAAUGAGAGAAAAUGCAGUAGAAAAAGAAAAAUUGAUUCAAAAUCUUCGAUAUUCAUUAAUUGAUGAGAUACAACACAUAAUUGGCACAGAAAAGGACAAAAAUGGAUUUGAAAAGUUCAUCAGAGAUCAAAGUUCAAAAGAAAUUCUUUCAGAUAUUGCUUGUGAAAGACUUUUAUCGACAAA
This is a messenger RNA of Culicoides brevitarsis, 1701 nucleotides long. RefSeq lists its product as uncharacterized. Lineage: Eukaryota; Metazoa; Arthropoda; Insecta; Diptera; Ceratopogonidae. Bases 1 to 1308 code for a protein of 435 amino acids. The transcript has 3 exons. The record is from RefSeq and is a predicted model, not a curated record.